Molecule: messenger RNA, 1908 nt
Organism: Penicillium salamii
Lineage: Eukaryota; Fungi; Ascomycota; Eurotiomycetes; Eurotiales; Aspergillaceae
Source: the annotation of a GenBank genome assembly
AUGGUUGGGCAAAGAUAUAUCGCCAUCCUCAUUUGGGGAAUAUGCCUAGCCUUCCCUACCUCCGAUAAGCAAGUUCACGAGCCUUAUGCUGUCCAAGAGGUACAUACUGCCCCUCCGACAUGGCGUCGUAUUCGUCGUGCGACCCGAACAGAGCAAAUCACUCUGAAUAUCGGCCUCAAGCACGGACGAGCCAGUGAAUUAGAACGCCAGCUCUUGGAGAUUUCAAAUCCGUCAAACCCAAGAUAUAGACAAUAUUUCAGCAUCGAUGACCUACAUUCCUUGUCAAAGCCGCCACUGGGGGCAGUUGAGCAAGUUGUGACUUGGCUCUCAGUUCAUGGGAUUCAACAAGACAACCUCCAGUUCAGCCCUGCCCGGGACUGGGUCACAUUCAACACAUCCAUCCAGCAGGCGGAAAGUCUUUUAGGAACUGAAUAUUCCGUCUACAAAAACGGAAAUUCUCUCGCAACCCGAGCUCUUCAAUGGUCGGUCCCCAGCAACUUGCAAGGGGUAAUUGAUACCAUACAACCAACUACCUCAUUUUGGCACCUGAAGGCCAGAGAUCGGCAACAGAUCAACUCGACCGAUGACUCCAACCUUAAUCUUCAUGCCAUAGAAGCAGUUGGCCCUAAUGUUGGAAGUAUGGGCAUCGAUAUGAGUCACUUACCGAAGGAUUUGACACCCCGAGAGGCCUGUAAUGUGACUGCCGUUACUCCCUUGUGUCUUCGUGUUCUCUACGGAACACUGGGAUAUUCUGUUCAGACGAAGGAACCGAAACACAUGGCUCUUGUCAACUUCUUGGAAGAAUUCAACAAUCGCACCGAUCUGGCGCAAUUUGCAAAAUCAUAUCGGCCUGAUGCAAUCGCUGCUGCGGAAGGAUUUAGAGACCUGAGCAUUGCAGGCGGCAUCAACCAGCAAUCCCCUGCGAAUCCCGAUCAACUUUCCGAAAGACUUGGCCUUGAAGGAAACCUCGAUGCGGAAAUCUUAAUUGGAAUCGCGCACCCGAUUCCCUUAACCGCAUACACUGUGGGUGGACCGCCGCCUCCUUCUGUAUCGAGCUCGUCCUUUCCAGAAAAUACGAAUGAGCCAUAUCUCACUUGGCUCAAUUGGUUGCUGGCGCAGCCAGACUCUGAGCUUCCGAGUGUCAUCUCCUCCUCAUAUGGGGAAGUUGAAGAAACAGUACCGGUAUCAUAUGCUCGCAGAGUCUGUCUUGCGUUUGCCCAGCUUGGUCUUCGGGGAGUAUCGGUCAUCACAGGCUCGGGUGAUCACGGAGUAGGACAUCCAGCACACUGCGAAAAAGACUUUCUGGCGAAUUUCCCCGACUCAUGUCCCUGGGUCACUUCCGUUGGAGCCACCAAGGGAAUCAGCCCAGAGGUGGUUGCCACUAAUCCUGAUAACGGCUUUGUGUCAGGUGGAGGGUUCAGUAGGUACUUUCCCAGACCAUUCUACCAGGAAGGUAAAAACAGCAUUGAUCGUUACCUGGCUGAGAUUGGAAGUCUUCAUGAGGGGCGAUUCGAUCCUUCUGGACGUGCGUUUCCUGAUGUCGCUGCCCAGGGUUAUCGAUACGUGACGGUCUGGAACGGAACGACUAGACUGGUUGAUGGAACAUCAGCAUCAGCGCCGACAUUUGCGUCCAUUAUUGCGCUACUAAAUGAUGCACUAGCUGCUGAAGGACAGCCCGCAAUGGGUUUCCUGAAUCCUUGGCUGUAUGAGGAGGGCUGGAGGGCAUUCUUUGACGUGACCGAGGGGUCAAACGAGGGAUGCAAUACGACCGGGUUUCCGGCAAUCGAAGGUUGGGAUGUCGCAAGUGGAUGGGGCACUCCAAGCUUCCCGCGACUCAAAGAGCUGGCGCUGAGAAGAAGAUUCCGAGUUCAGUUACCCUGGUACAUGCGGUGGAAGGAAUGGUGGUGA